Mercurialis annua (annual mercury) is the source of this 1496-nucleotide messenger RNA. RefSeq names its product polyprenol reductase 1-like. The record is from RefSeq and is a predicted model, not a curated record. Lineage: Eukaryota; Viridiplantae; Streptophyta; Magnoliopsida; Malpighiales; Euphorbiaceae. Gene Ontology annotation, cellular component: endoplasmic reticulum. The coding region runs from base 276 to 1220 and encodes 314 amino acids. Gene Ontology annotation, biological process: dolichol-linked oligosaccharide biosynthetic process; polyprenol catabolic process. The transcript has 6 exons. Gene Ontology annotation, molecular function: 3-oxo-5-alpha-steroid 4-dehydrogenase activity.
GAGGGGUCAAAAAUGAAUUACGCCUAAACUUUAUGAAAGCAUCGUAAAGUUAUACGUUUUGUGUCAGUUCCGUAUACUUUCCUUGCCGGUUUCAGAUUCUGCGCUACUGAAGAAGGUGAUCGUUGACAAUCCAUGGCCUAUCUUCAAGGACAACUCCGCAGUAAUAUCUUUGAACCAACACCGAUUAAUUACCUUACCCACCACCAUAAAUUCUCUACUAUAAGCUAUUCAAACACAGGUAGAAACUGGAAAACCAAACACAGUAACUCAUAGCAAUGGAGAUUAGUCUGGAUUGGGUUCUUGGAUUAGCUUUGGUUGCUGGCAUUUCACCCAUUUUCCUUGCUUUGCUCCCUUUUUCUUGUUUAAAUUCUUUCCAUCAUUUUCUGUUAGAAUUUGUGAUGAGAGGCAAGAUUAUGCAACCAUCCCCCUCCUCACCAACUCAUAAGUUCACAGUUCCUCAAAGGUUCUUCUUGCAUUUUUACUUGUUGGCUGUGGUAUGGACAACCUUUUUGCUCAUCAUAACUUGCCAUUAUGCUCAUAACUUGGCAUUAUCUACUGCGGACCUUAUAAGUCACAAGGUUUGGCUGUCUGUUUUUAUGCUUUUACUGAUGGAGGCACAAGUGUUAAGGCGUCUUUACGAGACGGUUUAUGUCUUUAACUACAGUCCUUCUGCUCGAAUGCACGUUGUUGUUUAUCUAGGAGGAUUUUUUUUCUAUACAGCAGCGCCUCUGUCGCUUUGCCACUUGUAUUUCUUUGAAGCUCUACGUGCUGCAGGGAACCGAGGGACUGAGAUGAACAUUAGUAAAAAUGAAGAGGCGUCUCCUGUUGACAUUUAUUGGUGGUAUUACAUAGAGCCUAUUGUAAAGCUUGGCUGGUUCCAAUUGGCUGGUGCUGCAAUAUUUUCUUGGGGUUGGGUGCAUCAACGCCGGUGUCAUGUAAUCUUGGGAUCUCUACGCAAACAUAGAAAACAAAUGGAUGACUAUGUAAUUCCUUAUGGUGAUUGGUUUGAAAUGGUUUCAAGUCCACACUACUUUGCCGAGAUGAUAAUAUAUCUUGGUCUUCUGGUAGCAAGUGGAGGCACCGACUUCACAAUAUGGCUCCUUAAUCUGUUUGUGGUGGCUAAUCUUGCAUUUGCUGCAGCUGAGACGCAAAGGUGGUACCUGCGUAAGUUCGAGAACUAUCCGCGUACAAGAAGAGCCAUUUUGCCAUUUCUCUAUUAGAUAGGUAUCGCUACAAUUCACGUCAAGAUCUGAUUCUAAACAACACGAAUGCUAAAUCUUUUUCGUGCCCGGGAUGAAUCUGAAAAUUACUUAAGACUUGUCAUGAUGCCUAGUUUUCAAGCAAUGGAGAGUAACAUUUCCAGCCAUUGCACUUUUUUUUGUAUCUUUGUAUUUUGUUUAACAAGUAACUUAGCUUCCUAAUGUAAAAUUUAUCAGAAUUUUCUAUAAUUUGAACUUUAACCGCUAACACCUUAAUUUGUAGUGGAUUUAGUAGCA